AUGGCUGAACAAAUGAACCAAGAAAGCUUAAGCGCCCCUCUUUUAAAUGUGGACGGAGGCUUGACUGAUAUCAGAACGCAGAUUAUUGUAGCUCCAAUUCCUCCUAAAUAUUCUCUCCCCACCGUUGUGUUAGUAAUGGAAGCAAGCCAGUAUUUCUUUGCUCUUUUAUCCACCCUAAUUCUUUCUAUUUUUGGUAAUGGACUAAUUCCUAUUUUAUGGCCAAUUUAUUGAAUCCCAUUAAUUGCUGGACUUAUUUAUAUAGGCUGCUAUAUUUAUGUAUGAUGCAUGAAUAGUCGGUUAAGAGAUUCCUCGUUUUCUGUGUUUCUGAUGUCUUUUGUAAUAUUAUCAGAACUUGUGCUAUUGAGCUACCUCUCUAUGGUAUGGAAACCUUUUUUAGUCUGUACGAUAUUAGCGAUAUUUAUGAUAUCAGUUUAUAUGUCUGCAGGCUAUGCUCAGUGUAUGCAUAGUCGCUUUUCAGCGCCUGGAGCAAGACUGGUAGCACUUUUUACGAUUAUAUGCAGUUUUGUAAUUUUUGCAAUUUUUUUGAAUAGAGAUAUGCUUAUUGCAUUGGUAUUGGAUAUUUAG
This is a messenger RNA of Blepharisma stoltei, 585 nucleotides long. Lineage: Eukaryota; Ciliophora; Heterotrichea; Heterotrichida; Blepharismidae. The record is from the annotation of a GenBank genome assembly.